CGGAAAAGAAGACCUUGCAAAAGUAUUUUUAAUAUGUUAUACAAGUAAGCUAAGAAUUUAAUCUAUACUUGUUAUGACAUACUGCUUUGUUAGGACAGCUCGUAAUGCCAUUCCCAUGAAACUAGCAUUAUUUUUUUUGAUAAUAUCAAAGACUAAUGUUCAGUGUUACAUGCUGUUCCGUAAUGUAUUUUUUUAAAUUCAUGCUCAUAUCUUGUCUAAAAUCUCAGAAAUAAAUUAGUAAAAAGAUUUGCAGAGAAAAAAAUGGCAAACAUGUUUGGUGGUAAAAACAUUUCUUUUGGUAAUUUAAAAGAACGAGUGCAAAGUGCUCAGCAAGAGUUCAGUGCAAGCUGGAAGACAAUUGCAGACAAAGCCAAAAAAGAAGCCAAAAUUGUUAACAAGAAAGCCAGAAAAGCACUGGCAACAGAAGAUGGUGGCAAGUUAAGGGAAAAUUAUAUACUGACGGUAAACCUUGAUGCUGGUCAUACAUUGUUUAAAACGUUUGAGGAAACCUGGGCAUCCAUGCAUAAGGAAUCAGUUACUAAUGUUAAAAAAUCAGAGGAUGUUGAUCGCAACAUUUCAAAUUUUUCUAAAGAGUGGGUGAAAUGGAAUGGGUAUUUGGAGGAAUUCCAUGGCAAUUUGGUGGUAUUACCAGAAGUUGUUGCCAAAGUUGAAAUUAUUCAAAAACGAAUAGAAGCCAUUGGCAAACAGACUCAGAAAAUUGAAGAGCUUUUACUGCAAUAUGAAGAUGCAUGUGAGCGUUGCGAAUUUGAGAAACAAAAAAUGGAAUUGAAAGUAAAAUUGAGUCAAUUGGUUGAAACAAAACAUGCUGAAUACACUCUUAAAAAAGCCAUGAUUGCUGGUAAGGACAAGCAGUGCGAAAAGACAGUUGUCGAGGAAGAGUCAACCGCAAAAUUAAGUAGCGUGGGAACACCUAAAAUACAUCGUGAAGUGGAACGAGAAAAAUCUGUGGAUAAACAACAAGCAUAUGAAGAUGCUUUUCUUGAUCAGAUGAACCAGUACAUCAAAUACGGAGAACUAGAAAAGCCAAUAGCAGGUUCAGUUGGUGAAAUAGACAAUGUAAGUCAAAUAGAAGAUAUAACUAUUGACGACUCUGAUUUGUCCACCCUGAAAGAAUUUUUAGGACCUGAGGAACUUAACUCUGUACUUCAAGCACAAGCUUCGCAAAAUAAAGCCAUAAAAAAUAGUACGUCGUCUAAUGGCAUUGAAAAUUCUGUCAUAACAGCUCCAACCUUAACAGAGGAUCAACAAGAAGUGAUUGCUGAUGAAAGCACAGAAACAGACAAAUCAAGUUCAACCAAUGAAACAGUUGUUGGUGAAGUUAAGAGUCAAAGUGAUACAAAAUCUGCGGAAGCUGUCAAUAAUCAAGUCGAUGAACAUUCUACUAGUCAGACUAAUGAUAAAAAUGAGAUGGGAGAAACUGACAUUGAACGUAAGCCAUCUCGUGGUAGCGAGGAUGAUGAUGAUGGUGAAUUUUUCGAUGCUGCUGAUUAGUGUAGUUUAUUGUCAGAAAAAUUUGAAACGUUUCUUGCAGGUGAUAAAAAGCAGCUUAUUUUUUGCUAGAAUUAAUUUUUUUGGAGAAUCAUAAAAUUUUAUCAACAUUUGUCAUAAACACAAUAACGGAUUUAAUCACCUAGUUUUUCUUUUUCCUUUAACUAUAAGUUUCAUUUUUGCUAGAAAACAGAAAAUUUUGUUUUCAUGAAAUUUUGUUAUUUCAUUUUGAAGCUCUAUUUUUUUUAUAUUCCUUAUUUACUAGUUUUUUUAAGAAAAUGUUUCUGGUUCUGUUUUUCUUUGCAUUGUUGAUAUAAAAGGGAUUACCUAAUAUAGAAGGUUAAAAAUUCCCCCUGUUGCCCAAAAAAGAUUUGAGUGUCUGCUACUACCCUGCAUUUUCUUUCUCAUUGUUAAUUUUCUUAAUUUUUGUAUGGUGCAAAGCCUAAUGUUGGAAUGUUGCAAUUUUUUUAUUUCUAAUAUCCUAUAACAAUUUUUAACGUCUUGUGGUUAUACGGCUGCAUGAUCUUCAUCAGCACUGUGAAAACAUCAAGCUGUAUAACUUUACAACACAGAAACGUUUAUCAGACAUUGUAUAUGUUGCAGGGAACAUAACCAAUUGGAAAUUAUGCAUAUAUUGUGGGUGUUAUUAUAAGGGUUAGGGUUUGUUAUUAUGCAUAAUAACCGCUUAAUAUGCAUAAUUUUGGAAUUCAUCACAAUCCCAUAACAUAUACAUGCCAUAUUUUUUUUUGACUGUCUUAUAUUGAUUAACUUCCCUAGUCAUUGGAUGGUUAUAAAAUGUUUUGAGAUAUUAGGUAUAAAUUUGUAACAGUUCUUGACAUGUAUAUAUUGGAAUAUAAUGAUGUUUCGUCUCUCUUGGAAAGAAUUAACCUUGUCAAGGUUAGAAAUAUAUGGAAAAAAAUUCCCA
Hydractinia symbiolongicarpus is the source of this 2434-nucleotide messenger RNA. RefSeq names its product dysbindin-like. The coding region runs from base 262 to 1512 and encodes 416 amino acids. The transcript has 10 exons. Gene Ontology annotation, biological process: negative regulation of protein kinase activity. Gene Ontology annotation, cellular component: cytoplasm. Lineage: Eukaryota; Metazoa; Cnidaria; Hydrozoa; Anthoathecata; Hydractiniidae. The record is from RefSeq and is a predicted model, not a curated record.